AUGGAGAGCUUGGCCACCGCUGAUGAGCUUGCUAGCAAGCUGACAAGCUGCACCACUUCCAGGGAUCUCAAGAGUGGCCAGAAAGUCCACGCGCUCAUCUCCAACAGCCCUACACACAGCAAUGACCGCUACCUUGCAAAUCUGCUCGUGAGAAUGUAUGGCAAGUGUGGCUGCAUUGCCGACGCGAGUGCCGUCUUUCAUGGCAUCCAGCAGCCGAACCUCAUCUCUUACAACAUUGCCAUUGCUGCGUUUCUUGAUAACGGAGAUAUCUCCAGUGCCAAGGAAAUCUUCGACUACAAGAUGCCACUGCAUGACCAAAUCACUUCCACACUCAUUAUAAGAGCGCUAGCAAGAGAGGGCCAUCUUCACCACGCUAAAGCCGCAUUUGAUCGCGCACAUGAACGCGACAUUGUUGCCUGGACUUGCCUCGUUCAAGCAUAUGCCAAUAGCGGGCAUUUCGUGCUUGCAAGGAGCCUUUUUGACCAAAUGCCUUAUCGUAACAUAAUUUCGUGGGCAACGAUAAUUAGUAUUUACAACACCAGUGAAACUGUACAUUUAGCUCAAAGCUUGUUUGAUAGCAUGCCCGAGUGGAAUGUUGUAAUAUGGAAUCUUUUGGUCUUUGCGUACGCUCAAACUGGCGAUAUGCUUGCUACUUCUAUGGUCAUGCAGCGUAUGCCCGAGAGGGACCUGGUAACAUGGACAACCAUGCUUCACGGAUAUACGCGGUGGCGCAACAUAGAUGGAGCCAUAUCCUGCCUCCAUAAAAUGCCGGAGUUGGAUAUGGUAUCCUACACCGCCGCUAUCCAGGCAUAUGCCCAAGAAGGGCAUGUCCGGAAGGCUGAGAAUCUUUUUGCACGACUAGCUGAGAAGGACCUCGUGUGCUGGAAUACUAUGGUAAUGGGAUACCUGGAAUGUUUUGAAUGCGAGCAAGCAAAGAUCUUGUUUGAUAGAAUGCCAAGACACAAUGUUGUGUCAUGGAACGCGAUGCUUUCUCUUUACGGACAGACCGGCCACUUGGACGAGGCCAAUGGACUGUUUGAAAUCAUCCCCGAGCGGAGCAUGGCAUCAUGGAACCGGAUGCUCCUCGGCCACGCCCAAAACUUCGACCUGGUUGGUGCAAAGGCGUUGUUUGAUUCCAUGCCUGACCACGAUUUGGUGUCAUGGAACACAAUGGCGGUAGCGUUUGCACAUAGCAUGCGAUUUGAGAGCGCCACCCAGAUCUUUUGGAGGAUUCCAAUGCCAGAGGCCGAGGCUUGGAACUCAAUGGUGGCACUGUGUGCCAAGUUUGGCCAAGGCGGGAUGGCUAUCACGUUCUUCCACGAGAUGCUAUGCCAAGGGUUACUUCCGGACAAGUUAACUUUCACAAGUGUUCUUGCUUCCUGUGAUCAUUUGGGAUUGAUGGAUGAAGCAUGCCAGUAUUUUCAAUCGAUGCUAAUAGAUUAUGGUAUGGAUCCAUGGAGGCAACACUACUCUUCCUUAGUUGGAAUGUUGGGACGAUGCGGCCAGCUUGAGAAUGCGGAGGAUCUGAUAGAAAAAAUGCCCUACGUGCCUGAUUCAGUGGUCUGGGGAGCCUUUCAUGGCACUUCUAGAAUUCAUAAUGGAGGUUAUAGGUAA
Messenger RNA from Selaginella moellendorffii, 1614 nucleotides. Its product is annotated as pentatricopeptide repeat-containing protein At4g02750-like. Bases 1 to 1614 code for a protein of 537 amino acids. The record is from RefSeq and is a predicted model, not a curated record. Gene Ontology annotation, molecular function: protein binding. NCBI's taxonomy places the organism in Eukaryota, Viridiplantae, Streptophyta, Lycopodiopsida, Selaginellales, Selaginellaceae. The transcript has a single exon.